Erpetoichthys calabaricus (reedfish) is the source of this 2003-nucleotide messenger RNA. Its product is annotated as T-cell ecto-ADP-ribosyltransferase 1-like. Bases 256 to 1101 code for a protein of 281 amino acids. Gene Ontology annotation, molecular function: NAD+ poly-ADP-ribosyltransferase activity; NAD+-protein-arginine ADP-ribosyltransferase activity. The record is from RefSeq and is a predicted model, not a curated record. Lineage: Eukaryota; Metazoa; Chordata; Cladistia; Polypteriformes; Polypteridae. The transcript has 5 exons.
UAGGGGCAAGCUGUCUUAGAACAUCUAGACUGCAAAACUGAAACCAUACAAGACAUUUAAUAGCUGGUUGGUGGUAGGCUGAGGUGUUGGUGGUUUGUUUAAGUGCUAAGUUAUAUUAAAAUACACUUCUGCCUUCCAAAGUGCUACAUUUCAAAACUUCAAGACAUCUUUAAGAUCAGUCAUUUGUUGAAAUUCCUGCAAAACAUUCUUAACAUCUUUUUUUUUCUGUCAUCUAUAGGAGAAAUAUAAUUACAAAUGUCUCCAUCUGCCAUCUCUACUGUCCUCCUGCUGCUUUUUGUAAUGUUUGUGGAUGAAGCCAGUUUGACUCCACACAUGUAUAAAAAUUCCUAUGAUGAUGAUUAUAGUGGGUGCCAAGGAGAAAGAGAUAAGGAAGUUAGAGGGCAUUACUUGAAUUAUGAGCUGAGUAACAACAGAUACCUGAGACUAGCCUGGAAUGAAUCGAUCAAUCACUGGCACUCAGGCAUCCCAUCUGGUUUGGACAAAUAUACCGCCCUGGCUGUUACGGCGUACACAACAAGUAGAAUCUAUCUUGAGCUGAACAAAGCGGUGCAAUCUGGUGUGGAUUCGGUGACAAAGAAGUACUACAGGUCCGUCCAUUUCCUGCUCACCAAGGCCAUCCAGACCCUCAAUGAAAGAAACUGCAUCAGGGUUUACAGAGGAAUUAGAGUAGAGAUACGGCCCAAUGUAAGUGACGCUUUCCGCUUUGGAAGAUUUGCAUCAACAUCUACAAAUAUUACAGUAGCAAGAAGAUUUGGCAAAGGAACAUUUUUCAGUAUCAAAACAUGCCAUGGGGCAGACAUUUCGAAAUUUUCUUUUUAUAAAAAGGAAUCUGAAGUGCUUAUCCCACCCUACGAAGAGUUUAUUGUCACAGAAGUUAAUGGCAAAGACGUUACUCUUGAAUCAAGGAAGAUUACUGUGUACAAAAGAUGUGCGCCUCUGCCUGAGCCUAGGAAGACACUGGCCUUUAUGACGUGGUACUCACAGCAUCGUUCAGCAGGCCUGACCUGGAGGCGCGCCCGUCCCAUCGCCAGAGGCAAAUCAAAGGUACCUGCCAAAGGCAAAGUUAAAAUCCUCGCUUGAAAUGCAUUCCCACAAUUCAGCAAUUAAAACAGGCUCAUCUAAGAGGAGUGUAACGUCACCAAAUUCUGGCUGAAUCCCAGCAAUGGCACUUCAACUAUCCAGUAUAAGUUCCACAUUUACAGUAUUUACAAUAUAUGGGCUUGUAAUGAGGGCUUUAAAAUGAUACAUUUAAAAAAUGAUGAAACAGAAUAAACAAAUGUGUGUCAGAAAUGAUCAAGGUUUUUUAUACAGUAAGCUUUCUUGUUGUUUUAAUGAAAUUUCUCUCUAAUGAUGUAUCCUGCUUUCCGCUUUUUAAGUAGAUUGCUUUUCACAGGGACUAGCUUCAAUAAUGUUGGAUAAUGUGCGUUUUGAUUUUAAUCAUUCAGUAGAGAUGGUGGUCCAAAAUAAAGAGAAACCUGUGCUUAUUCAUAAAGAGCUGCUUCUUGUUAUGGCCCUCAGUGUCACACACUUUUUCAAGUUGUUGUUAUGAACUCUGCCUCGUCUGAUACAAGUUGCUUCUAAAUUAUCACAUAAGGCACUUUGUUUCCUUUGAGCACGGUGUUUUUCCAGAAGUAAUAUCAUCAAACUCAUUGCUCCUUCUUUUCCUAUCCACUGACCAUUCGAAAUGGAGUCUGUGAAUAAAGGAGGUUAAUGGAAAUAAAACUGGGAGACACUGGAGUCUUCAUUCAAACCAGCGAACAUGACUCUCAUUUUAACAGAACUAAAAAUCAGUCUUAAAUCCUUCCACUGGCACCAACUGAAGGAGUUUACCAAAAUCAAAUAUGUUUAUUUCUUUAUCUGUCACAAGCAAGGAUUUGUAUUUGUCACACACACAGACAGACCACAGUUACAAAGCUCGUGUACUGUAUAUGUGUGUGCAGCUCGCUUACAGACACGCCUUUUUAAAAUAAUAUUUCUGACCU